Molecule: messenger RNA, 1485 nt
Organism: Aspergillus caelatus
Lineage: Eukaryota; Fungi; Ascomycota; Eurotiomycetes; Eurotiales; Aspergillaceae
Product: putative MFS multidrug transporter
Exons: 2
Coding region: 1-1485 (494 amino acids)
Biological process (GO): transmembrane transport
Molecular function (GO): transmembrane transporter activity
Source: RefSeq, a predicted model, not a curated record
AUGGCAGCGACUCUGAUCUCCGACGAUAACCCUAUCACGGUGACGUGGGAUGGAGACCAUGACUCGGCCAAUCCGUACAACUGGUCCCUGGCUCAAAAAUGGACAUUGACCCUUCUCGCUGUAUUCACCACAUACAUUACCAUGAUGAAUGGCACGAUUAUCACAACCGCACACGCUGCAAUUAGUGAAGAAUUCCACGUUUCAGAGGAAUCGUUUCCCCACUCUUACUGGCCUGUGACAUCGUGGGCACUUGGGGGAUGUUGUUCCUCAUUGUUUAUUCUUCCCUUGAUGGAGGAUCACGGCGUCCGUCCGAUCUUCUUGUCAGCAUAUUUAGUUUUUAUUUGCUUUCUCGUCCCUCAGGCCGUGGCACAAAACUUCGCCACUCUCAUUGUGACACGAUUCUUUGCCGGCAGCAGUGUCGCGGUUCUGGCGAAUACAUCUGCCUCAGUCAUUGGUAAUAUCUGGGAAACGGAAAAGUCACGCUCCAUCCCCGUGAGCCUGUACAUCUUCUCCUACCUAGCGGGCAGCAGCACAGGUCCCGUUAUUGGUGGCGCGAUCUACGAAGGAUUGACAUGGAGAUGGGUGGGGUAUCUCCAGCUGAUCUGGUUUGGAGCACUUCUUCCAGUGUAUUACUUCCUGUUCAAGGAGUCUCGUGGUGCCGUCAUACUCGCUCGUCGUGCCCAGGCAUUGCGGAAACAGGGAAAGCCAGCGUUCACUCAGCUGGAGAUGGAGGCACAGACAGGUUCCGCAUUCAGUCGCUUCGUUCAAAGCUCGACCAGACCCUUGGUUCUGGUAUGUACAGAAUCCGUGGUCCUGGUUUCCACGCUAUGGUCCGCAUUCACUGUCGGCACACUGUUCCUUUUCACACAGUCUGCAGAGCAGGUCUUUGUGGACUUAUAUGACUGGAGUCACACCCAGGCUGGAUAUGUCCAAGCGGCCAUUGUGAUCGGGGAAGUUUUAGGCUGGCUUAUCAACCUAUUCUCCGCGAAGCUCUAUUUUGGCUCUGCCUCGCGCAACACCGAGUCCCCGGGUGUGCCUAUUCCGGAGGCUAGAUUGUAUCUGGCAGUGGUUGGAGGUGUGGUUGGAAUUGCGGGUGGCAUGUUUACCUAUGCCUGGACCUCCUUCGCGCAUAUCCCAUGGAUCGCCCCGGCGAUUGGUCUUGCAAUGGUGGGAGCCGGCAGUGUGAUCGUCGUGGCAGGGGUCUCGGACUAUGUUGUGGAUUCCUAUAGCAAGUAUGCCGGGAGUGCGAUGGGCGCUGUCGCCACCGGGGAGAACCUGUUCUCGGCUUUGCUUCCUCUGGCGACCAUGAGUAUGUACACCAACCUUGGAUUCCAAUGGGCCAGCACUACAUUGGCGUUUAUCUCCUUGGUACUCUCCCUUGCGCCAACUUUGAUGUUCUUCUGGGGAAAGCAAAUCCGUGCACGAAGUCCGUUCAUCAUGGAAGCAGCGAUGAGCUCGGAGCAUAAGGGCGCAGGUGCUGUCUAG